Molecule: messenger RNA, 528 nt
Organism: Epinephelus lanceolatus (giant grouper)
Lineage: Eukaryota; Metazoa; Chordata; Actinopteri; Perciformes; Serranidae
Gene: spmip2
Product: sperm microtubule inner protein 2
Source: RefSeq, a predicted model, not a curated record
UCUAACCUGCAACUAAUGCAAACAUAACAGUGGAGGAAAAAAAUGAUGCAAAAGAGUGAAGCAGCUGCAGGACAGCCACAGUGCGGACAGAGUAUGAUUUUUACAGGCCCAGAUGGAAUCGGAGACUACCGGCCGAGAUCAAAUUAUUUCCCUCGGUACAUCGGUGCAGGCGCCUCAUCACCUGAGGCCACAGGUGACCUCGGUUACUUGUGCCAAGCCGCACCACAUGCACCUCCUCCUUUGCCCAGACAGAGCUGGGUAGGGGAGGUUGGCUGGGGCUGGCAGUGUAACCAGCUGUUGAACAGCGGGGUGCUGCUCAGCAACAUGCAAAUUAAGAAGACGGAUAUACGGGCAGCGUUGGAGGACAGAGUGACUCAGAGGUUCCAGAACAAACAGAAGAACAUGACGGAUGACUCACUCCGAGUCAACACCAAGUUUCACAGAGACACUCAGAGCUAACAGCAGAUGGCAUUCUACUUCCCACGGCGGCUGCAGGACCUGACUGUUAACGAGCUGUGUCGAGUUUGA